Molecule: messenger RNA, 11991 nt
Organism: Scatophagus argus
Lineage: Eukaryota; Metazoa; Chordata; Actinopteri; Scatophagidae
Gene: cacna1ia
Product: calcium voltage-gated channel subunit alpha1 Ia
Exons: 36
Coding region: 477-7295 (2272 amino acids)
Biological process (GO): membrane depolarization during action potential; calcium ion import; positive regulation of calcium ion-dependent exocytosis
Cellular component (GO): voltage-gated sodium channel complex; voltage-gated calcium channel complex; neuron projection
Molecular function (GO): low voltage-gated calcium channel activity; voltage-gated sodium channel activity
Source: RefSeq, a predicted model, not a curated record
AGCUUUCAUGAGGCAGAGAAGUGUGUCAAAGUUUGGAUGAUACAGACGCUUUGAAACUCUCUGUGUAUGCUUAAAUGUAUUUUCUUACAAUUUUAAACGGCUCUGUUUAACUGCUUCUUGACUGUAACUUUAGCUUGAUAUUACAGGUUAGCCUGAGCAUAAGCUUCACAGCUUCUAACCUCAUUAGACUUUGUGUAUCAGGAACUUUGGUAAGAACCACUGCUUGGGUUUAAGGAAAGCUUAAUAUCAAGCCAGAUUUUUAAAAUAGGCUCUUCAUUUGUACCGACAGUGAAUGAAGGGACGAGGAGAGAGAUGUAGAUGUAGACAGAUAAAUAGAUAUUUUAUUCAUCCCAGUGGGGAAGUUGAGACGUGAAGGUGGACAACAGUGCUCAGCUGAUUCAAGACUUAAAGAUAAAACAGCUGCUGUGCUCCUUAACCCCAGUCUUGUUAAUACGUGGUUCGAGAGGAUUAGCAUCAUGGUGAUCCUGCUCAACUGUGUGACACUGGGCAUGUACCAGCCCUGUGAGAACAUCGACUGCACCUCGGACCGCUGCCAGAUACUGCAGGCAUUCGAUGCAUUCAUCUACAUCUUCUUUGCAUUGGAAAUGGUGGUAAAGAUGGUGGCUCUUGGGAUCUUUGGCCGUCGCUGUUACCUUGGAGACACCUGGAACAGGCUUGACUUCUUCAUCGUCAUGGCUGGGAUGGUAGAGUACUCACUGGACCUGCAGAACAUCAACCUGUCGGCUAUUCGGACGGUGCGGGUUCUUCGGCCCCUGAAAGCCAUCAACCGCGUGCCAAGUAUGCGCAUCCUGGUAAACCUGCUGCUGGACACUCUACCCAUGCUAGGCAACGUGCUGCUGCUGUGCUUCUUUGUCUUCUUCAUCUUCGGCAUCAUUGGUGUGCAGCUGUGGGCAGGGCUGCUGAGGAAUCGCUGCUACCUCGAAGAGAACUUCACCCUCUCUUCAGGUAUGACCCUGCCUCCUCCGUACUACCAGCCAGAGGAGGAUGAUGAACGUCCCUUCAUCUGCUCCCUGGCAUCUGAUAAUGGCAUAAUGUCAUGUUCCGAUGUGCCGGCGAGGCGCGAAGGAGGACGCACAUGCUGCCUGGACAAGGAGGAUGCACUCCACAGACAGGCUUUAGGCCUGAGUCCUGAACCACUGAACAAUGGUAGUGGUGCUGGUGAAGCAGUGGGUCUGUGCAUCAACUGGAACCAAUAUUACACUCGAUGCCACACAGGAAGUAGUAAUCCCCAUAAAGGCGCCAUCAACUUUGACAAUAUUGUCUAUGCCUGGAUCGUAAUUUUUCAGGUGAUCACUCUGGAGGGCUGGGUGGAGAUCAUGUAUUAUGUAAUGGAUGCCCAUUCGUUCUACAACUUCAUCUACUUCAUUUUACUCAUCAUUAUUGGAUCAUUCUUCAUGAUCAACCUGUGCCUGGUGGUUAUCGCCACCCAGUUCUCAGAGACCAAACAGCGGGAACACCAGCUGAUGCAGGAGCAAAGGGCGCAGUGCUUGUCCUCCUCCACACUGGCCAGCAUGGCUGAGCCGGGAGAUUGUUAUGAGGAGAUCUUCCAGCUGGUGUGCCAUGUCCUUCGCAAGGCUAAGAGGAGAUCGGCAGCUCUCUACUACACGCUGAGGGGCAAACCCCCACCAGCUGGUGGAGGCAGAGGUAACAGGCGUGGUGGAGGGAAUGUGAACGGAGAGCGGCAUCAGUCCAGGCACCCAAGAUCAUUCCACUGUCCACACCAGAGCAAGCAAGACCACAGCUCUCAGCCACUAGCCAAUUCCAUCAGUCUGACUGUCCCUCAGAAUCCUGAGGCCUGCCCUAUAUGUGCACUAUCACUGAAAAGUGAGGGGGCGAGAGCUGUGGGAGACCCUGCCAACGAGGAGGAAGAUGAGGAGGAUGCAGUGAAAGAGACAGGCAAGGAGGAGAAUCACCUAGAGGAGAGGGGAGAUGGAGAUAGGAAGAGGAAGAGAACAUGCUUUGGACAUUGUAAAGACACAUGGAAUGAUAUGAGGAGGAAACUCUGGGGCAUUGUGGAGAGCAAAUAUUUCAGCAGGGGCAUCAUGAUCGCGAUUCUCAUCAACACUAUCAGUAUGGGCAUCGAGCAUCAUAACCAGCCCGAUGAGCUGACCAAUGUCCUGGAAAUCUGCAACAUUGUCUUCACCAGCAUGUUCACCCUGGAGAUGAUCCUAAAGCUCACUGCUUUUGGCUUCUUUGAGUACCUGAGAAACCCUUAUAACAUCUUUGACGGCAUCAUUGUCAUCAUCAGUGUGUGUGAGAUUAUUGGUCAGGCAGACGGCGGUCUGUCAGUGCUGAGGACCUUCAGGCUGCUGAGGGUCAUUAAGCUGGUGAGGUUCAUGCCUGCGCUCAGACGGCAGCUGGUGGUGCUGAUGAAGACUAUGGACAAUGUGGCCACUUUCUGUAUGCUGCUAAUGCUCUUCAUCUUCAUCUUCAGUAUUCUGGGGAUGCAUAUCUUUGGGUGUAAGUUCAGCCUGAAGACAGAGGCAGGAGACACAGUGCCCGACAGGAAGAACUUUGACUCCCUGCUCUGGGCUAUCGUCACUGUCUUUCAGAUUCUGACUCAAGAGGACUGGAACAUGGUGUUGUACAAUGGCAUGGCAUCCACCUCGCCCUGUGCUGCUCUCUACUUCGUAGCUCUUAUGACGUUUGGAAACUAUGUGCUCUUCAAUUUACUGGUUGCUAUCUUGGUUGAGGGUUUCCAAGCUGAGGGUGAUGCAAACCGCUCUUACUCGGACGAUGACAGGUCUUCCUGUAAUUUUGAGGAGAAUGAUAAGCAGAAAGACUCUCUGCAUCUCUCAGACCCCAAGAUCUGUACUCUAACCCCUAAUGGGCACCUGGACCUGUCCCCACUCCCCCCUGGUCUGAUUCCAGGAGAGAGAUUGACUUUUGCGCUAGGCUCCAGGAAGAACAGUGUUAUUUCUCUUGGCAGGGCCAACCUGGAACAGAGAGCUGUGUAUCCAGGCCGAGGUUACCACAACUGGGGUCGCCCACUGCCUCCCCAUGCCCAGGCCUUGUGGGCUCGUCGUUCCAGUUGGAACAGCCCGGGAAGAUGCCGCCCUUGCGCCUCCUCAUCUCCCUCCGCUAGUCCGAUCUUCACCCCCACCUCUGCAAGACCUUUUUAUGGCUACGGCCUGGGGGGUCUUGGCGGAGUGGUUGGAGGAAGCCUUCGUAUCCGGGGUCCCCGUGCCUCUUCAUCCCCACACCGCCAUCUUCACCAUGUCAACCCAGAUGAGGAGGAGUCUCUCCUCUCUCCUCCUGCUGUUGCACCCCAGUCUCUUCACCUUCCUCAUCCUAUGCUCCCAGGCCACUUUGUACCCAGGAGGGACCGCAGAGCUCUAUCACUAGAACUGCCCCACCUGCUGCAGGUUCCAGGAACCACACACCCUUCACUGCCACCAUGCCACCUGUUGCCCCCUAUGACAUUCCAUGCUCAUCAGAGGAAGAGGAGCUUCUCUGGGGGAAUGGUAAUCAGUGGAGGUGGUGGCAGUGGACUCGAUGCUCUGGGUGGCUUAGGAGGAGCGCACCAAGACUGUAACGGGAAGACUCCUCUGUCUCAGCUUCUCCAGCCCACUCCUAGACACUUGACUGAACAGGCGGCUGGUGCAAACCCUCAGAGCCAGCUGAUGGCCGAUGUCUUCCCACAGGUUAACACUCGCAGCAAAGACCGGGAGGACCUGGAUGAUGAUAUUGACUAUAGCUUGUGCUUCCGCAUCCAGAAGAUGUUAGAGGUAUACAGACCAGACUGGUGUGAGACCAGAGAGGACUGGUCGGUCUUCCUGUUCUCCCCGCAGAACAAGUUCAGACAAAUGUGCCAGUCCAUCAUAGCCCAUAAGCUGUUUGACUAUGUGGUGUUGGCCUUCAUCUUCUCCAACUGCAUUACAGUUGCUCUGGAAAGGCCCAAGAUACUGCAGGGCAGCUUGGAAAGAGUCUUCCUCACCAUCUCCAACUACAUCUUUACUGCCAUCUUUGUGGGCGAGAUGACUCUCAAGGUGGUUUCCAUGGGUCUGUAUGUUGGUGAACAGGCAUAUCUGCGGAGCAGUUGGAACAUUUUGGAUGGCUUCCUGGUUUUUGUGUCUUUAAUUGACAUUGUCGUGUCGAUGGCGGGUGGGGCCAAGAUCCUAGGUGUGCUUAGAGUACUCAGGCUGCUCAGAACAUUGCGUCCCCUCAGGGUGAUUAGCAGAGCUCCAGGUCUGAAGCUGGUGGUGGAGACCCUCAUCACAUCUCUCAAACCCAUCGGCAACAUUGUUCUCAUCUGUUGUGCAUUCUUCAUAAUCUUUGGCAUUCUUGGGGUCCAGCUUUUUAAAGGCAAGUUCUUCUACUGCCUUGGCCCUGAUGUCAAAAACAUCACAAAUAAGUCUGACUGUCUGCAAGCCAACUACAAGUGGGUCCACCAUAAGUACAACUUUGACAACCUAGGACAGGCCUUGAUGUCCCUGUUUGUACUCGCCUCCAAAGAUGGAUGGGUCAACAUUAUGUAUCAUGGCCUGGAUGCUGUGGGUGUGGACCAACAGCCGGUGACCAACAACAACCCAUGGAUGCUGCUGUAUUUCAUUUCCUUCCUCCUCAUCGUGAGCUUCUUUGUCCUGAACAUGUUUGUUGGCGUGGUGGUGGAGAAUUUUCACAAGUGUCGCCAGCACCAGGAGGUGGAGGAGGCCAAAAGGCGGGAGGAGAAACGUCAGCGGCGCAUGGAAAAGAAGAGAAGAAAGGCCCAAAAGCUGCCCUACUAUGCCAGCUAUGGCCAAAUACGCCUGAUGAUCCACACACUGUGCACAAACCACUACCUGGACCUCAUCAUCACCUUCAUCAUCUGCAUCAACGUCAUCACCAUGUCCUUAGAGCACUACAAUCAGCCUCAUUCUCUGGAUCUUGCCCUGAAGUACUGCAACUAUUUCUUCACCUCCACUUUUGUGCUGGAGGCAGUACUCAAACUCAUCGCCUUUGGCUUUCGCCGCUUCUUCAAAGACAGGUGGAACCAGUUGGACCUGGCCAUUGUGCUUCUGUCGGUGAUGGGCAUCACUCUGGAGGAGAUUGAGAUCAGUGCAGCCCUGCCCAUCAACCCCACUAUCAUCAGGAUCAUGAGAGUACUGAGAAUAGCUCGAGUGCUGAAGCUACUGAAGAUGGCGACAGGAAUGAGAGCCCUGUUGGAUACAGUGGUCCAAGCCCUGCCUCAGGUGGGUAACCUGGGUCUGCUCUUCAUGCUGCUGUUUUUCAUCUACGCCGCCUUAGGAGUAGAGCUUUUUGGAGAACUUGUUUGCAAUGCAGACUACCCAUGUGAGGGUAUGAGUCGUCACGCUACCUUUGAGAACUUUGGCAUGGCCUUCCUUACUUUGUUUCAAGUCUCCACGGGCGACAACUGGAAUGGCAUCAUGAAGGACACAUUGCGGGAGUGCCCACCAGACCACAACACUGAUGUGGACUAUGCCUGCAAUCCUAGCCUUCAGUUUAUCUCGCCCAUGUACUUUGUCUCCUUUGUGCUCACCGCCCAGUUCGUGCUCAUCAAUGUGGUGGUGGCCGUGCUGAUGAAGCACCUGGACGACUCCAACAAGGAGGCCCAAGAGGAGGCGGAGAUGGAUGCAGAAAUUGAGCUGGAGUUGGCCCAGGGCACCCUCUGUUGCAUGGGCGCCCCCAGCUGUGGGGGUGCAAGGAUGGACAAGGGAACUAUUGCUGCUGGAUCAGGGCCUGGAGCCACAGCAGGUGGAAAGGAGAGAGGAGGUGCCAGAGGAGAGAAGGGAGAAGGAGUUAGGAAGAUGCGACUUGCAGCUGCCACUGCACACCCUGGGGCAUCUGACUCCUGUGACUCCAGCAGGACGCUGUACUCACCAGCACAAGAGAGCCAGUGGCUGGACAGCGUGUCUCUCCUGAUCAAGGAUACAUUGGAGGGGGAGAUGCUGAUGAUCGACAACCUCUCCGGUUCUGUCUUCCACCACUACUCCUCUCCUCCGCCCAUCUGCAAAGACUGCAAGGGCCACCUGCAAGAGCAGAUCAGGAUGGCAGAGAUUGAGCAAGCAUCGCUGAAGUCAGAGCAACUGUCGGACAAGUCCUCAUCACCUGCCCUGCCAGAUGACCUCAGCCUGGACGAGCAUACUGCAUACCAGCUGCUGGCACGAGAGCGCAAGGGAAGGUGCAGCAGUGACUCCCACAGCUCUGAAGAGACUGGAGUUGGAGGGAGUCGUGCGGGAGGCCACAAGACUCUGACUGUGGUGCAGAGCCAGGUUCAGGGGUUGGGCCAACCUUGCAGAGUCCUCAGCACUGGCAUUGAGAUAGAGUCUGCACUACAGGAGAUGGAGAUACAAACACACCAGCCACAUAUGUGCUCACCACACUGUAGCCCUGGUGGUGUUCCCAGCAGCAGCAACAAUGGAAGAAACAAAGGAGUAGAGGGAGGAGCCACUGGCAUUUCUCCUCUCUUCCAAACACCUGCAGGAGCAACCAUUACAGCGCCUCCCCGUAGUAGGAGCCUACGAUUGUCAAGGGACCUUAGAUUGACCUCUCCAACUUCCUGGGCUUCUCUACGCUCACCAGGAGCCCAUAGCAAGAUGCUCUGUACACAGUACCCAUCGCACAGCGACUCAUCCCUCGCUACAGGUAGCUCUGAGGGCAGUCUCCAGACCACCCUGGAAGAAGGACUGAGCUUCAGCAUCUCUCCACCACAGAACUUGGAGUUGCCAACAGCCCCCUUACCACUCGCGUGCCCUCUUCAGCUGCCUGAAGACAGCACGGCCAUUUCCUCCCCAGUCCGGACCCUGAGACCAAGACCGAGCCCUUCAUCAGCCCUCACUCUCCAGGCCACCAGGGGCCACCAGCGGAGCCAGAGCAGUGGCCGAGGUAGCACCAGCCCAGGUUACACCCGUGAUGACUCAAUUGACCCUUCAGAUGAGGACCUGGGCAUAGGCAUUGGAUCAUCAAUUGGUGGUUGUGGCUCCAGCCAAGCAGGCAACAGUGAACACUUGUCAGAGACACUGAGCAGCUUGUCGCUGACAUCACUGCUGUUGCCCAGCUCGCUGGUAUACCCAGGAGGAGCAGUGAAGAAGUGCAACAGCACGGGCAGCCUUGAACAAGGGGGGAUGCUGCUGUCAUCUCGGGGCAGGGAGGGCCGCAGGGAGAUUCUGGGUCUGGAACUUAGAGACCCCCAAGGCUUCUUGGCCAACCCCUGGACAGGGGUACUAGUUGAUACAAGAAGAGGUGAAGGAACAAGGGAAAUAGGAGAUGGCGAGCAAGGGUGGGGCAAGAGCUCAAGCCAGACAACAGUAGGGCCUUGUCGGAAAAACAGAUGAAACCUGUUCGCUCUUUCUGUAUCUCUCCAUUCCUUGGAUCUAAACCCAUUGUUGUCCCGCUCAGUCUCUCUACUCACAUCAGUGAGAGAGAGGCUUGAUGACACAUGAUGCCCUGUAUUCCAAAACCAAGCCCUCAUCUUGCCCCACCAACCCCUUUCUAUACGUUUGCGACAAGCCCAUGUCCUAUUUUGUACUGUCUGGGGGAGUGGUCUUAGUCGUGGAAGUGGCCUGCAGAGCUAAGGAUCAAGGGCUGUACAAGUAGGGCCUCUUGGGGGCUGUACAAGUAGAGGAGGCCAAUCUAUGAUUCUGCUCGUAUUAGAAGACCAGGAGAUCCAUCCAUAUCAGGGAGUUAAUUGGAGCAGAGACAAAGGAGCUUAAACUCAAAUAAAGAGUCUUGCUGUUGCUCAUCUGUAGUUUCCUUUUCUCCCUGUCAGUUCAUUGCGGUUGAAAAUGCAAAAAUCGAUGUACCCAAACUGAAUUAGCUAUACAUGCAAACAGAGACAGUUUUGAGUCCUCUAUGUCUCAGUGGCAGUAAGUAAGAGGAAGGAUACUCAGACACGGUGGAAUGUAUUAAGGUGGAAGGAAGGCUGGAUAGAUGAGAAGGCAGGCCUUUUUUUGUUUAUUUGUUGUUUUUUGGCUGGGCAAGCAGAAAAGAGGAUCUUAUGUCCAUCUGUUCUGGCAGACGGAAACUACAGGUCCUACUCACGCUGGCACAGGACCUUCUGCUGGGUUCAGAGUAAAAGGCAAGCUGGAGAAGAGUUUGAAAGGGUGCUCACUGUAUGUGAGGGCACUGCCUCCAGCAUCCAAGGCAUGAAUUAAAUUAUUCUCAUCACUUCACCAUACCUCUGUAUUUUUGAAACAGAUGAUAGGUAUCGACUGUUCAAAGCUUUGUGCCUCUGUCACCUUAUUCUUGAGUGGCAGCGGAAAAUGAAAAGAAAUUGACAGAUUGCAGAGGCAUAACCGUGCAUGGAAUGAUUCGCCGAAUUGGUUAUUUUUCUUUCUAUCUCCAGCAUCUCGCACUCACUCCAAAGUGAAGAAAUGAGUAUGAAAGAGAAUAGGUUGGAGGGUGCUUUACAAAGCCCAUCAGAAGAAACAAUAAUGCCUGCUUGGGUCAGCCUUGUGUGCACCAAAAAUCGGUUCACAGCUACUUAAUAAAGUGAGACUUCAAGCACACACUUUUGACAUCACCUCCUCUCACCAUGCUGAAGGAUUUGAGAUGAAUGGAAAAACUCACCAGAGUUGCGAGGGACCUUGACUGCAUGAUGGAAUUGCAUCUAAUCAAGAUUUUUAUGUGUAUACAGAAGUGUAUCAAGAUGUCAAUGUCGAGUGAUAACGAUGUGAUUUCUAUUCCACUAUUUUUGUAGAAAAGAGAAUAGGCACGUGUAAGUGUUGCCGUUACUUUGUCCCCAUCUAAUUUAAUCCAUAUGAUUUCAUUGACGUGUCUAGGACCUUUUUUGUCGGCCAGUGGCUUCCAGUUUUAUAACAUUUUUUAAGGUGUGGACAGUGUAUAAAACAACAAAGCAAAAAAUUUCAAAACUUUGUUCGCUGAAGUGAUUGUUCCCUCCAGCACAUUUCUCUUUGGGAGCACUGGUUCCUCAUGGAUUAUUUUUUUUUUCUUUUGUUUUUUUUUUUCUCCCUCAACUGUUGGAGUCCCAGGGGACGACCACACAUGGGAACAGCCAUAUUCACUCAGCACAUGAGGAUCGUUCUAGCUCACAGACAUUCCGGUCUGCACACGGGGAACUUUGUUUGCUUUUUCGCCUCCUAUGCUAAAACCCAUGAAUAGCGCAAACCAUCUCUGUGAAAGCUUUAAUUUGAAAGUUACGCCACAACAUAUCGAUUAUGAUUGCAUUCCUUAAGCAUGGUUCUGGGAUUGCAAUACAGUAUGCUUAUUCUUGAAAUGGCACCCUGAUGCACUCAUCUUCUCUUCAUCAUCUCUUCACACAUACAGUAUGUUGUAGCAACCCUUUCACUCACCAUAGUUUGAUAUAAAAAAGCUGACACUGUAACAAUGAACAUAACUUUGCAUCUUUCAAUGCAAGCUUAUUUUAGCUUCUCCACUUGAUUAAUUACUCCAUCCAAAAAGGAGACGCUUGCUCAUCUUUAAGCCUGAUUUCUAGAGGUAGACUGUUGUAUCCCCUAGUGUUUUGAUCAUUACCUUGCUUUUUUUAGUUUUUCAAAAAGAAUGAGGUGAUGUGAGAAAAUCUGAGGGUUUGACCUUUUUUAAUCAUGCAAAAUCAUUUGAUGACUAUGUUUAAUCACAUGUUGUUGGGUCUUAAUGUAUGAUAGUAAAGACAGUUGUGUGUUUGUGUGUGUGUGCAUGAGAGAGAGAGUGUGUGUUUGUGACUUCAGGUGAAGUGAUUGCCUUUUCCUGAAGUGUCCUGUCUGUGUGUGAGGAUACCUGAGAUUAAAGGUUGAGGAGGGAAAACAUGAAGCAACCAAGGGCUGUUUUAGCUUCAAAGAUAUAUCCUGCUAUCUUUCUGAGACAAAUCCUUGUGUCAGUGAACAUGGCAUCAAAGGUUAAAGCCUGACUACGCAGCAAUAAAUGUUCUAUGUGUAUGCCCUGAGUAAAUGAUGUCAAUGUGAUUUUUAUCUCCUCGAAUACAACAGUAUUCAUUACUGUCUGUUUUUGCUUCUACUUACAACUGAACUUACAACCGAUCAGUUAGCACCUCUGCCCUCUCGGAGACCAAUCAGUAGAGAGACGGGCUGCAAUUGGACGACAUGAACAAAUGAGGCUAUUGAACUCAGGUCAGGGGGUAAAAACCACUAGUACAAAUUUAAAGAUAGCUGUAAAGGUGUGCUCAGACUGAACUCAGAGUGUAUUUUCACCUUGCUUCAUUCGCACAAAAUGGACUGCUGGAGUUUUUAUACAUUACAAACACUACAAAUGCUCCCACAGUCCCAAUGUUACCUGUAGCUACCUAAAAAUGCAUCAGCUGUGUGUGUUAGCACAGUGUGCCUUUGUACAGUAUGUGUGUGCUACAGCUCUGACUCAGACUGGUUUCAAAACUUAUCUCAGUUUCUUUGUUGUUUUCCUCCAGGCUCUUUUUUUAUUCUUUCUUCCUGUAUCUGUAUGUUCUUGAGGUGGAGGACAAUACCUCGGGAGAAGCACUUUUUUUUUUUUUUUGUUCAGCAUUUUCAACUUGUGCGGACACGUUUUUGCUUAAAUUCAUGCUGCCUUGAGCAAACCUGUGCCAGCCUCUACAUUGAAUUUGUAUGCAAUCACACCGCCUAUAAUAUUUGCUUGGCAUUCAGUCUGAACACACCUUAAGAGUGUACAAUUCAUAUUUGUACAUAUCUUUGUAUUUUGAUCUGCAUGUGUGCAUUACUGCCAAUGACCAUUAUUAUAUCAUUUAGUAUGCAUUUCAUAAAAUUGUACCAAGGGAAUGCCCCACUGUUUUUUGACUGCUGCUAUGACUACUAAAGAAUAAUCAGUGCGAGCCUCAAAAAAAACUUUUCUUUCAGCACAUCAUUCAUAUGAUGAUAUGAUACAAAACAUUUUUGGCUAAGUAAACACUCCUGCUCGAUCUUCAUCUUUAUGUCUGCUUGCCUUUGGAUGACUAUCUAAUGUGAGAGGAUAGGAAAAGAGGUCAGGACAGUUUAAAGCAGAGAAGACAAAGACACUGACAGGACAGGGACACAAAAGCAGGAAGUGUCGUGGACAGCUGGACAGAGUAAAGCUUAAGAAACAGUGCAAGAGACUGAGGUAGUGAGAUGCUCCUAGAACAGUAGACUUCUCCAGACAGCUUGUCAUCGACAGCCUUGCCCAGUGGAGCCACCAGUGCGAGAGAGCACAUUAGGCAUGCACGCUGAACUCCGAGGUGUUGUUUACCUCACACCCCCAACCAGCCAGCCAUCCACCUCAUCUAACCUCUCAAAACCAGCUCUCCCUGCAGGCCCCUGCCCUUCAAAUGUCAGUGCAGGAGGGUGGAGGUGUGUGUGUGUGUGCGUGUGUUUGGUGAGCAGUAAGUGUGCAUCUGUCUCUGCCUGUGUGCACCUGUGUGUGAUGGUGAUGUUAGCACAAAUGUGUGUGUGCGUGGUUACGUCAUUGCUUCGGUUAUCUGCAAAGUCUUUAAAAGAUGUGUCCUGUCAUCUAAGAUUUUGGAGCAUUGACUCUGAAGAGAACAAGUGACCUCUCGUAACAUAAAUUCCAAAGGUCAGUAUCCAAUAAGCCUGUUGGGGCUUGUGUGCUGAUUUGAUUGAUUUCUUUAUGUGUCAACACACAAAGUACCCUGAGACAUCAAGGCCCCCUGGGCACAAGAUAAUCUUUUCACCUUACCUGGUAACACACUGGUUUUGUUUCAGCUUUAACCAUUUUAGUGCUUCUUCUAUAGUGUGUGACAAAGGCUGAUGUUGUACAGCUGCAAGGGGAGAUUUCAGGCUGUUAAAUCUCACAUUUUAUACAUGUGAAAUUGGAAACAAAUGCUCCAAAAUUGAAUUAAAUUAAAAGUAGGUUAAGGCAGGUUCCUUUUCAAAGAAGGGAAAAAAAAGUCUUCAUUUCUAGGACAAAAGGUUGUUAGAAUAUCAAGAGAAUUACUGUGCUGUCAAAGUUUUGUCAAACAUAAGUGUGAUAAACAAGGUGCAAACACAUUGUGUCUCAUUAAUGUGUUGUGCACAAGAGGGAGGAGCUGGAAACUUCUGACAACAUCCAACUUGUUUUCAUAGAUGUGUUCCUGUUUUUGCUUUUUUUCCU